This is a messenger RNA of Leptinotarsa decemlineata (Colorado potato beetle), 1008 nucleotides long. Its product is annotated as pyridoxal phosphate homeostasis protein. Gene Ontology annotation, molecular function: pyridoxal phosphate binding. NCBI's taxonomy places the organism in Eukaryota, Metazoa, Arthropoda, Insecta, Coleoptera, Chrysomelidae. Gene Ontology annotation, cellular component: intracellular anatomical structure. The record is from RefSeq and is a predicted model, not a curated record.
CUCCAAAAUAAAAAUGAUGAAUACAAAAAUAUUACCCAAUCUGAACUCUGAAAGUAAACACUGUGUCACUGAAUAAAUGAACCUAUCAUUCAUCUCCAAAUCGAAAAAAAAGUAAAUAUUUAUUGAGAGUUUAACUCUAACCUGUUAUGAUCAAGAAAAUGACAGAAGCAGACGUAAAACAAGGCCUAAGAAUCGUUUUGAAAAAAAUUGAAGAUGCAUGCAGAAGAAGGAGCCCCGAAUUGCAAGCUCUAGAACCUCAAUUAGUAGCCGUGAGCAAAUUGAAACCAGUUGACCUCAUUGUUGCUGCCUACGAAGAGGGACAGCGGCAUUUUGGAGAAAAUUACGUACAAGAACUAGAAGAGAAGGCCAAUAACGAGGUUAUCUUGGAAAAAUGCAAAGAGAUAAGGUGGCACUUUAUUGGCCACCUUCAAAAAAAUAAAGUCAACAAAGUUUUGAGUGUUCCAAACAUACAUCUGGUGGAGACUGUGGAUUCUAAGAAAUUAGCAGAAACGUUGAACAAAAACUGGCCAAAAUUCGGGCCACCAGACUCCAAGUUGAAAAUAAUGAUACAAGUGAAUACCAGUGGGGAAGAAGAAAAAAGCGGAAUUGUUCCUGCAGAAGUCUGUACGGUGACGAACUACGUUUUGAACGAGUGUAGAAAUCUGCACUUGGAAGGUUUGAUGACCAUAGGAAAGUUCGGCUACAAUCCGGAAGAUGGCCCUAACCCCGACUUUGUGUGCUUGAAGCGCUGCAGAGACGAACUAUGUCAAAGUUUGAAUCUAGACUGGAAGAAUGUAGCUUUAUCUAUGGGGAUGUCUGAUGAUUUCGAGCACGCGAUUGAAUUGGGAAGCACCAACGUCAGAGUGGGAUCUUCUAUCUUUGGACACAGGCCACCGAAAACAUGAGAAGGUAUUUUACAAAUUUGAUGGCAACGAUAUUACCCCAAAAUGCUUUUCAAUCAUUUUGUUAUUAAUGCAUGUUCGUUUCAAAUAAAUGUAUGCUAAAAAU